Hippocampus zosterae (dwarf seahorse) is the source of this 4484-nucleotide messenger RNA. It is a transcript of the gene dbn1, whose product is annotated as drebrin 1. Lineage: Eukaryota; Metazoa; Chordata; Actinopteri; Syngnathiformes; Syngnathidae. The coding region runs from base 106 to 1896 and encodes 596 amino acids. The transcript is spliced from 15 exons. Gene Ontology annotation, molecular function: actin filament binding. Gene Ontology annotation, biological process: postsynaptic actin cytoskeleton organization; neuron projection morphogenesis; positive regulation of dendritic spine morphogenesis. The record is from RefSeq and is a predicted model, not a curated record. Gene Ontology annotation, cellular component: dendrite; site of polarized growth; cortical actin cytoskeleton.
UCCUCCUCCUCCUCUUCUUCCUCCUCCUCCACCUCUUCGUCCUCGUCACUCAUUCCGCGUCUUUCCUCCAUCAGCAGCGGCCUGGAUGCUCCGCUGGGCUCGAACAUGGCUGUGAAUCUCGCAAAGAACAGACUGGCCCUACUCACCGCCUACCAGGACGUCAUCGACGAGAGCACCGACACCGACUGGGCCUUGUACACAUACGAAGAUGACAGCAACGACUUGACGCUGGCGUCAUCAGGAGGCGGCGGCCUGGCAGAAAUCACGCUGACUUUCGACAACGCCAGGGUGAUGUACGGCUUCUGCAGCCUGAAGGAGCCCAACGCCGCUUUGCCGCGAUACAUCCUCAUCAACUGGGUGGGAGACGACGUCCCCGACGCCAGGAAAUGCGCCUGCGCCAGCCACGUGGCCACCAUCGCAGACUUCUUCCAGGGCGUAGCGGUCAUCAUUAACGCCAGCAGUCUGGACGACAUGGAUCCGUCCGCCAUCGGACAGCGACUCACCAACGGGACCACGGUGGCGGCGAGUCCCGUCCUGAGCCGGCUGAAAACCCGAGAGGAGGAGCACGCAGACGUGAAGGGUACGGUGUACCAAAAGACCAACGCGGAGGUGGAGAUGAAGAAAAUCAAUCGGGAAGAAUUCUGGGAGCAGGCCAAGCGCGAGGAGGAGCUGAGGAAGGAGGAGGAGAAGAAGAAGCUGGCCGAGGAGCGUCAGCGCUUUGAGGAGGAGCGGAUGGAGCUGGAGAGGAAGGAGCAGGAGAACCGAGAGCGGCGCUAUCGCGAGCGAGAGAGGCAGAUCGAAGAGCACAGGAAGAAGAUGCAAGAGGAAGAGGAGGCCAAAGACAGACUGCAGACCCAGACCACCUUACCGGCGGAGCUGAGCUUCGAUGACCUCAGCCUGGACAAGAAGGAGUCUGAAGUGGAGGUUCAGGAGGCGAAGGCCAUCAUCGCUCAGCGGUCCGGAAACCCUCGCGAGUUCUUCAAGCAGAAGGAACGAGCCAUGACCAUCAGCGUGGACACCUCGCCCGUCACCGUCCACCGGGCCGGCCGCUUGGACAGCCCUUUCUUGAGGCAGCAGCACAGUCCCAGCAGCCCCACUUCGACUCCCCCGCCCAGGGGGGUGUCGCCCCUGCGCGCCACCGCGCCGCACGCACGGACGCACCGCGCCGCCGGAGAGAACGACGACCAAGCGAGCGAGGAGCGCAACGUGGCCGCCGUGUCUCCCAUCCCCCAAAUCGUCACCACGCCCAUCAAGGAGGAAGCCAACAUGGAGCUCGACGGCGUUUGCGAAUGGGAGCCAAAGCAGGAGCAGAAAGCUCCGGUCCAGGACUCCUGCGCCGCCUCCAAGCCCGUGCAGAGCGUGGCCCCCCAGGCCCGCGAGCCCGCCCCCUACCCCACGUGGGAUUCAACCACGGCCGACCUGGUGGACGUGUGGGACGCCGCCCCCCCGGCCGAGCCCUCCCACGCCUCUUCUGAUCCGCUGGACCUAAUGGGCGACCUCGUCGACACCCCCGCCGCCGCCGCCGCCGGCGACGUCCGCUCGCAGCCGCUCCUCAGCUUUGACGACCUGAUGGACGGCGGCGUGUGCUCGGCCGCCGAGGACGACCCCGCCAGCCUGGUCGACGUCAGCGCCUCGGAGCCCAUGACGCUCAGCUACCAGCACGCGUUGCAACACGCCGCCGGCGACGGUCAGAUGCUCUUGACCAACGGGGAGAUGCUGAUGAAGGAAGCAACUCAGGCAAGUGAGGGCUACUUCAGCCAAUCGCAGGAAGAGGAAUUCGGCCAAUCGGAGGAGGGCUCGGCAAAACCCGCACCCGUCCUUUAUAACAAGCCACCAGAGAUUGACAUCACGUGCUGGGAUGCCGACCCCGUGGCCGAUGACGACGACGAUGACUAGCCCGUUGGGCAAUUCCAACGCCGAAAAGGCCGCAAAUGAGGAAGUGCGCUUCGUAAAAAGAAACCCAUUUUUCUAGGAAAAAAAAAUGUAAAAAUGCAUAGAGACAAACGAAAAAAGUCUGGAAGGAAAGCAACUUGUGCAUCUGUUUUUUUCUUUGUUCUUGUUUUGUUUUUAAGGAAAUAACAGUAGCCAAACGAGUGGGGUUUCGCUAUAAUUUUUUGCAAGUGUGUUUGUUUAUUUAUUUUUCUUUCUAUUUUUUUUUUUUGUUGCGCUACACAGAUGUAAUCACCGGGAUGUUACUGAGAUAGCUCAUUGCUAUGAGCAUUUAUUCACGAUCCGCUUUUCAGUUCCACAUACUAGUACGCCUUUUCCUCACUAGCAAGACGAUUUGUUUCUUACUAGUAAUUUUUUUUUUCCACUACUAGUAUAAUUUUUAACCUAUCGGUGUGCAAUUAAAACUUGUGCUGCACUCGUAAAACUACGAUGCCCGACGAGUUGGCGUGUGACGCACAGACACACAAACACACACACACACGCGAGUAGACUCUAGGUAGGGCCCAACCCUACUAGUAGCUCCAAAAUGUCCGCCAGAAUUGUCCGACGAGUGUUCAGACAUGUCAUGCGGUAGUGGAAAAAAUGUAAAUAGUAAGACACAGUUGCUCUGCUAGCACUCCCAAUUAGCCAUUUCAGCAUUUAGUCAAUAUCCAUCUCCAGGUUUGUGUACUAGUACACCCUUUGUCCUCACCUGUAAGACACUUCAGCCACUAGUAAAAUGACGUUGUUCCACUACUACAUUUCCGCACACUAGUGCAAGUUCAGGUUACACUGAGGCACAACUGCACUAGUGGACAGCCGCUAGUAGCAAUGUUAUUUAAUUCCACAAGCUAACAUCUACAGAGGUUGUGCUAGCACAGUUGUGCCUCGUAACAUGUGCUUAAAUGUAUGCCAAAGUUGUGCCAUUAGUGUGCAGAAAUAUCGUUAAGAAAACAAAAUAUCGCUAGCAAGACAGUUGGUCGACUAGUGCACUGAAUUGUCUUACUCGUGGGGACAAAGAGGGCACUAGAAGAUGAACCUCAAGGAAACCAAGGAUGCGGUCUUUGUUCUUACUAGCCAAACAGCUACGUUGCGAGCGGCACGUUCGUUGACAACCGCCUGCUACUAGUAUUCUAUUAACUCUGCUAGCGCUUCAUGCUAAUGCUGUUUGAGCGUUUAUUUGAUACAGAAUAAAUCGUCUUCUGCUGCCUUUCUGCUCAUUUUGUCCGAGUCGCUUAAUCUUGUGUCUAGUCGUCCCAGAGGCUAAAUAUUUAUUCAUCGCAUCAAAAGCAAAAUAUCUCUUCAAUUGACUUUUUGUGGGGGAUUUUUUUUGGGGUGAGAGGGGCUGAUAAAGAGAUUUAAGUGGCUCAUUUUAGUUUUUGGAGCACUUUUCUCUUGUCGCAGUGUCUUGACUCGAUUGCGUACCUUUGCCCCGUUUUUUGGGGGGGGUGAAUUUACAGAUGCAAAAAAUAAAUAAAAAGAAGGCAUCUCGAUGAUUCUACUGUAGAUAUUUUUCCAGGUUUUUAGAAGAGUUUUCCUUUCAAAGUAACAUGUUGCACAGUCAUGAAAAAAAAGUAGUUUGGAUAUGUUGAUUUGGAUUUGAACACGUCAUUAAAUGGAGGGACUAAAUUUAAAAAAAAAAUGUUUGGAGUUCUAAAUUGCGCGUGCGAUUAGUUGAAAGUGUAAGCGACUAACCUUGAGAAACCAAAUAUCAGGGACAUGAAAAUAUUUUGCAGUUUGAGCUUUACAAACAUUUGGUCCUCCCAAGAAAAUUCACGCAAAGGAAUAUUUGGCCACACUGAAAAUUUCCUGAUAAUUUUGUUUUCCGUGUGGCACCAAUGCUCUCUUCGAGGAUCAAAUUGACAUUCAGGACCUUUUUUGAAUAUUGGCAACAACGUUGUAGUCUCUUUUUGGCUGUAUAUUCCUUUUAGAAAAUUUCAACUCUAGGCAAUAAUAAAUAACAAUACGUGUACAUGCGUGCGUGACAUCAUUGGAUCAUUAUGACGCUCACUUGAACAUCACUUCAUAAGUAUGCAACUUUUACUUUGCUGUUUUUGUUCAUUGUCUUUUUUUGUUUUGUUUUUUUUACUGAUUUGUUAAAUUGAAAAAGAUUUGGUUGUCAUGUUUGGGGUCGGGGAGUUUUUCAAGUAAUCUUUUGAGAAAGGGUUUACAUACACAAAAGAAAAACAUCAUUUUGACUUUGUGAUUUGAGUGUUUUAAAAUCUGCUGAUGAAAAUUGAUGCUUUUGGCCAACGAUGAGUUGAGAGUCAAAUCUGAAUUUGAAUUGAAGCUGCUUGGGUUGUCCUGAGAAGAUGCCUUUAACCACACACACACACACACGCGCGCGCUUGUCGCUCUUGUUUUGCUCUUUUUUGAAAGGUUGAAGCCGCUGCUAGUUUUCAUGUGAUCAUCCACGCUCUUUGACUCCUUACUUAACAUAAUCGACUUAACAUAAACGAAACGUACAGUAGACGUCAUGGUUUCCAUUUGUCACGAUCUGUUCUCGAAAAUGUCCACCGAUGCAUUCAAAUUAAACUUGUUUUCUAAAGGUGCAA